CACAAACCAUGCCCGUUACCAAAUUAUCCAUCUCCCCCUCUGCUGGCAUUGAUCAGUACACUCUUAUCAAUGAAAAGAAGACCUUGGCUGUCAUGGUCCUGAAUUACGGUGGGAUUAUCACCCACAUCCUCACACCUGACAAGAACGGAGCCAUAAAGGAUGUUGUUCUUGGAUUUGACAACUAUGAGGCAUACCAAAACCCAGCAAACCCUUACUUUGGCGCAUUGAUUGGCCGUUUUGCUAACCGUAUUGGUGAAGGAAAGUUUACUGUGGAUGGCGAGAAUUACAAUCUGGCUGUAAACAAUGGGCCGAAUGCUCUCCAUGGUGGUAUCAAAGGGUUUGACAAGUGCAUCUGGGAUGUAACUGUAUUAUCCGAAAGUCCUGCUUCUAUCCGUCUUGAUCUAGUCUCUCCAGAUGGUGAUCAAAACUAUCCUGGAACACUCACAACAUCUGUUACCUACACUGUCACGGAUGAAAAUACUCUUGAAAUAUCUUACCAUGCUACUACCGACAAGGAUACUAUUGUAAACCUCACUAACCACACCUACUUUAAUCUUGCUGGCCUUGACUUGGAUCCAACCAUUCUGGGACAUGAGGUCACAAUGACAAAUGAUGUGAAAGGAACUCUAGCUCUUGACGAAAACUCUCUUCCUACCGGCAAGAAGUUGGACUUUAAAGAUGCUCCUUGGUUUGAUUUUACGGGUUCAAACGCAGGCACCCCAAUCGGUGCUCGCAUUAACUGUCUUCCAGCCAGUCACGGUUACGACCAUCCAUAUAUCAUUCAUGAGGAUUACAAAACUGAUACUUCUUCACUUCCUCUCCGCAAAGCUGCUACAAUUCACGCCCCUGAAACUGGAAUCUCUCUAGACUUUGCAACAACUGAACCCGGGUUUCAGUUCUAUAUUGGUGGUUGGAUCACCCCAGGUGCACUCACUGGCACAAAAUACCAAAAGAACGCCCCAAUUGGACAACACGCUGGCUUCUGUCUAGAGAGUCAGCGCCCUCCAGAUGCCGUCAACAAGCCUCAAUGGAGAAGCAGUGUAUUAUUACAAAAGGGAGAUGUGUAUGCAAGCAAAACACUUUUCAAUUUUUAUGUACGUUCUGAUUAAAAAGAGCCAAGGAUGGCAUUACGACGUAUAGUCGAUUUA
Phycomyces blakesleeanus NRRL 1555(-) is the source of this 1148-nucleotide messenger RNA. RefSeq lists its product as hypothetical. Gene Ontology annotation, molecular function: aldose 1-epimerase activity; carbohydrate binding. The transcript is spliced from 3 exons. The coding region runs from base 9 to 1109 and encodes 366 amino acids. Gene Ontology annotation, biological process: beta-D-galactose catabolic process via UDP-galactose, Leloir pathway; glucose metabolic process. NCBI's taxonomy places the organism in Eukaryota, Fungi, Mucoromycota, Mucoromycetes, Mucorales, Phycomycetaceae. The record is from RefSeq and is a predicted model, not a curated record.